Molecule: messenger RNA, 2517 nt
Organism: Babesia bigemina
Lineage: Eukaryota; Apicomplexa; Aconoidasida; Piroplasmida; Babesiidae
Product: Sec 24 protein transport protein, putative
Exons: 3
Coding region: 1-2517 (838 amino acids)
Biological process (GO): endoplasmic reticulum to Golgi vesicle-mediated transport; COPII-coated vesicle cargo loading; intracellular protein transport
Cellular component (GO): COPII vesicle coat; endoplasmic reticulum exit site
Molecular function (GO): SNARE binding; zinc ion binding
Source: RefSeq, a predicted model, not a curated record
AUGUCUGACCACAGAGGCCCUUACCAGCCGCCGUACCCCGGUACGACCGGCAUCAGCGACCCGUUCGGCGGGAGUGGCCCGAAGUACCCCGUGCACGGCGAGGAUGUGAAGUCCAGCCCGUUCGGCACGAGCGUGCCGCCCGCCUCGACUCCCCCCCCUGCGGCUCCGGAGCAGGCUCAGCCGUCGCCGGUAAUUGCCCCGCCGCCCAUGCCUCCCACGAACGUGAAGCCGAAGGAAGAUGUAGAGGAGGAGAAGGUGCUGAAGGGCAGCCUUCCCGGCCAGGUGUUCCAUGAGAGCUUCAAGUUUACGCCGCCCCCUUCGACGUCUGCGGCCAGCAGCUUCACCGAGACUAAAACGGGCGCCGAGAUAAUGGAGAACCUAAAAUCGAUGAAUACCCCAUCGCAUUUCAUCCGCUCUUCGGUGAACGUGCUACCCUCGAGCGCCACUCUGAUGCAGAAGACACACGUUCCGCUCGGCAUCGUGAUCAGGCCCAUGGCCCCGCUGUCGGAGGACGAUCCCGAGAUCCCGCUAGCCAACUCCGGGUCGGAGGCCAUCACGCGCUGCACGCGUUGCCGUACGUACAUUAACCCGUUCGUCACGUUCGACCGUGCGCGCCGCUAUUGGACAUGUAACAUCUGUGGUGUCCCCAAUGAGGCCCCGAUGCGUUACACGAACCUCUCCGGGGAUGAUGAAAACCUGCCCCCCGAGCUUAAGACCGGCCUCGUGGAGCACCUGGCGUCGGCUGACUACAUGGUUCGCCCGCCGCAGGCUCCUACCAUAAUGUUUGUGAUUGACGUGUCAUCUUCCGCUGUCAACAGCGGCAUGGUGGAGGUGGUCUGCCAAACGAUUUCGGACCUCAUCAAGCAGCGUGCUUUGCCCGGCGAUUCCCGCACCAUGGUCGGCAUUAUGACGUACGACACCUCCGUCCACUUCUACGAGUUGUCUGGUAGCAACGGCAACCCUAACAUUCUGGUUGUUUCGGACCUGGAGGACCUGUUUUUGCCUCUUCCCGGCGGCAUUUUGGUCAACGUCGCGGACGCUGAGGCGGAGCUGUUGAAUUUGCUUUCGUUGCUGCCCUCGACCUGGAAGAACACCACCGUCUCCGGCAGCUGCCUGGGCAGCGCAACGCGCGCAGCCCACUUCGCCAUGAAGCACGUCGGCGGCAAGAUCUGCUUAUUCACUGGCUCUCCGAGCUACUUCGGCGACUUUUCGCUGAACGCCAACGCGUUGAGCCAGUCGAAGUCCGGCACGCCCAACAUACAGCCUGUUGAGAAGUGCAAGGAGUACGCCAUCAUGGUCUCGAUGGCCCAGGUGUCGAUAGAGAUGUUCGUUUGCACGCCCCAGAGCGUGAACCUGAGUGCGUUGUACCACCUGUCCGAUUUGACCGCUGGCAACAUCCACCACAUGCCCUUCAAGACACACGUGGGCAACUCUAAGCUGGCGGAGGAGCUGCGGCGCGUGAUCACCAGGGAAACCGGUUGGGAGUCUGUGAUGCGCGUCCGCGUCAGCAAGGGUUGGAAGAUCACCAACUGGUUCGGCCAUUGCCACAUCCGUGGCUCGGACUUGAUGGUGCUGCCCAAUUGCCAUGCCGACCAAACGUUCACGCUGACGUUCGAGCAUGAGGACAAUGUCGUCAUCAGCAAGGUCGCCUACUUCCAGUGCGCGCUGCUGCACACCACUUCCCGCGGGGAGCGCCGCAUCCGCGUGAGCACGUACGCGAUCCCAGUGAGCGACAACGCCAGCGAGGUGCUGCUGUCGGUGGACCCGGAGGCCGCGGUUUUGACGGCUGCCCAGCUCGCGCUGUCUACUGCCAUGAACGGCAAGCUCAGCGACGCCAGGACGCAACUGCAGACGUUGUGCGGGCGCAUCUCCAACGCGAUGUCCACCCUGACGUCGAUGCAGGAUGUCACCAGCAAGAUUGUUAUGUAUGUGUUCGGGCUGCUCAAGUCGCAGUGCUUCAGCGAGGCCAACGUCCCCGCCGACGUUCGGAUGUACCAUUCGAUGCGCCUGAAGACCCUCCCCAUAAAGGAGCUGGCGGUGUACUGCUACCCGCGCAUGAUCUGCGUGACUGACGUGGCCAGCGAGAGCGGUGAAAGGGGGGGCUCGUGGCUCCCACCGUCGCUCAACCUCACCCACUCGCGGCUGACCCAGGAGUCGGCAUACCUGCUGGAGAACGGAGAGUGCAUGAUACUGUGGAUCGGCAAGGGCGUCUCAACUCAGUGGCUACAGUCGGUGUUCGAUGUCCCGUCUCUGGAGUCGCUGAACUGCGACCUGGCCGAGGCGUUCAUGUCUAGCUGCAAGAACCCGGCCGCUGUUAGGCUGGCAACUAUUGUGCGCGAGCUGCGUUCGCAGAGGUCCCCGUACAUGUCGCUGUCUGUAACGAGGCAGGGUGACGAAUCUGAGACGAAAUUCUUCUCAUGUUUGGUUGAAGACAAGACCCCGGGGAUGAUGCUCACUCUUAACGAGUUCAUAAACUCCAUCACCUUGCGCGUCCCUUUCCGCUUUCAGCUCUCCUAG